Molecule: messenger RNA, 2898 nt
Organism: Ogataea philodendri
Lineage: Eukaryota; Fungi; Ascomycota; Pichiomycetes; Pichiales; Pichiaceae
Exons: 1
Coding region: 1-2898 (965 amino acids)
Biological process (GO): positive regulation of transcription by RNA polymerase II; DNA-templated transcription
Cellular component (GO): nucleus
Molecular function (GO): DNA-binding transcription factor activity, RNA polymerase II-specific; zinc ion binding; sequence-specific DNA binding
Source: RefSeq, a predicted model, not a curated record
AUGUCCAAACGAAAGAUCAACUCGAUGGAACUACCUGAGGCGCCCUCGCACAAGGAGGGUCCUAAUUCAGGGCAUUCCAAUCAGUCCGGCCAGGAGAUAGGACGGGAGAUCCUGAUGAAGCCCAGCAUGUCUGCGCCGCCGAAAAUAAUCAUGCCGCCAGGGUCAGAAAACGCCUCUGGGAUGGUUUGGCAGAAGAAGCGCAGAGUGGUGCGUGCGUGCGACCGAUGUCGGAAGCUCAAGAUUAAAUGUUCGGGCGAUCUUCCUUGUAUCCAUUGCACGGUGUACAGCUACGAAUGCACGUACGACCAGCCUAGCAGGACAAAGAAGAAGACCCAGCCUGGAUCUGGCGCCUCGCCGUCGAGCCACGGCUCGGCCAACCAUGGCUCAGGCCCCAGCUCGCAACUGCCUAUCAGCAACCCAGAAAUGAUGGCCAGACUCACCGAUAGACUCAAGCUGUACGACGACAUUCUCCACCGGCUUCUCCCCGACAUCAAAUUGACCGAUCUGAACGACAAUCCGCGGCCAAUCAACCCUAUGAAGCUCGUAACGGCCAUGAACAAGCUGCGCGAGAAGUCGUGUGACGAGUCCAAGGAUUCCAGCAAGACCAUUGCCGAAGAGUACUCUGCGUUGCCCGACGUGCCUGUGCCGUCGUUGCCCACCGUGUCGAAGUCGCCGUCGGUGUCCACCACGAUGAAACCACGCGACCAUUCGCCAGCAGACACCCUGCAUUUCCACAGUCCGCACGGAGCCUCAAACGUCCAUCCAGGCAUUGACGGCUCGUACGAGUCCAGCAUGGGCAAGGAGAUCAAGAUCAUUCUUCCUUCGCGCGAGGUCGCCCUGCGUCUGAUCACACAGACCUGGGAAAACGCCUGUGUGCUUUUCCGCUUCUACCACCGGCCCGCUUUCAUUGAGGACCUAAACGAGCUGUACGACACAGAGCCCAGCCAGUACACCAACAAGCAGCAGCGGUUCCUGCCACUGGUGUACUCGGUGAUGGCCUGUGGAGCGUUGUUCCUCAAGAGCGACGAGAAAACCACCGGUUCCAAGAACGGCGAGCAACACACCGAGAACGAGGUGUUUGAGGAUGAAGGUUAUAGAUAUUUCAUUGCUGCAAGAAAGCUGAUCGACAUCACAGACACCAGAGACACCUACGGUAUCCAGACGAUUGUGAUGUUGAUCAUUUUCUUGCAGUGUUCCGCCAGACUGUCCACCUGCUACGCAUACAUUGGCAUUGCGCUUCGAGCCGCGCUGAGAGAAGGCCUGCACAGAAAGCUGGACUAUCCAUUCAACCCCAUCGAGCUCGAGAUUAGAAAACGGCUGUUCUGGACCAUCUACAAGAUGGACAUUUACGUCAACACGAUGCUGGGUCUGCCUCGUACAAUCAGCGAGGACGACUUUGACCAGGACAUGCCAAUAGAGCUCGACGACGAAAACAUCACCGUGGACGGCUAUCGGUUCGAGAAACAGGGCGACCGUCUCUCGAGCUCGGGAAUUGCCAACGCGCACACAACUCUCAUCUUCAUCAUGAAGAAGAUUGUCACCAAACUGUACCCGAUCAAGCCCCGCAAGGUGGAGAACGGGCUACGUCCCGAGCUCAUGACCCACGACAUCGUGUACCAGCUCGAGAUCGAUCUGCAGGACUGGAUGAACAGUCUGCCGUUGGAGCUCAAGCCAGGUGUCGAGCCGUCGAGCCAGUACCUCAAGGCCAACCGGCUGCUGCACAUCUCGUACUUGCACGUCAAGAUCAUUCUGUACCGGCCGUUCAUCCACUACAUUUCGUCUGACCAGUCCAGCCGGCCCCGCACGUCCAACGACCUCAAGUGCAUCGAGAAGGCCAAGAACUGUAUCAACGUUGCGCGGAUCGUGGUGAAGCUUGCCGAGGACAUGAUCAACAAGAACAUGCUGAGUGGCUCGUACUGGUUCUCGAUCUACACGAUUUUCUUUUCUGUGGCCUGUUUGGUGUACUACGUGCACUUUGCUCCGCCAAUCACCUCGUCAGGAGCGUUCGACCCGGAGUACAUGGCCAUCAAGAAGGACGCCGAGAGCGGUAAGCGCGUGCUGGACAUUCUGAAGGACAGCAGCAUGGCUGCCAAACGGACAUACAACAUUCUGAACGCUCUGUUCGAGGAGCUGAACCGCAAGACCGCCAACGCCAUCAUCAACCACGAGACCCCAAGCACGCAGUUUGUCACUCCGCAGGUUGGCAAGUCGCAGUUCGAGCAGCGCGACCACCCGGGCGCCGAGCCAAUGGCCAUUCCGCUGCCUCCUUCCCAUCUCAGACACGAGUACGCCCCACAGGCCCCACAGGCACCGCAACAGCCGUUCAACGGUUACUCCAAGAUGCAGAACUCCGAGAUCAACAACAUCGUGAACGGCGUGAACUUCAUCGACGGUGUGUCGACGGGCAUCAACCUGAACCUGCCGUCAUUGGAACGGACGUUUGACCGGUCUGCAGCGGACGUGGGCAGCGUGGGAGCUGUUCCGCCGGCGAUCUCGCCCCAGGAGCCAAACUCCAAGUACAAGUACGUGCCUGGCCCGAUGGACCAGUUGGACAUGAAGAUCUUUGGCCGGUUCCUGCCGCCAUACAUGUUGAACUCGAACCAGCAGUCGACGGAAACAACACCGGAGCCGGGACUCAUGCCAGAGCAGUUCCCGGAGCCAAUAGAUUCUCAGCCGCAACCGCAACCGCAACCGCAGCCCCAAACUACUCAAAACCCAGACCUGUUUGGUUCCAUCCCAUCAGGACUGUCCACGGUGUCCCACGCAGAGCAGUCGAGCAAAGGAUUCAACGGCAUAGAAAACAAUUACCGGGGAUCUCCUAAACGUUACGAAUUUGAUGAUAUAUUCCCAAACGACUGGAACUCAGGCUUUGCAAAUGAGUACAACGGGAAGACAUAA